AUGUCUGCGGUAUCGAAGGAGGUAGGAAACAAGAUUCAUCCGGCCAGCGAGAUGGACGAUCCGCUGUUUCAUUUCGAAUAUGGAUUCUCGUUCAUCUUACUCAAGAGCUCAUUUCUUCUCACUGAACUAGCAGCACUGUUCUCAAUCGUCGUCUACAUGGCUAAAAGAGACGAACGCACGUUCAAUCGAUACAAAAUUCGAAGUCUCUUGAACUUUGGCCCUGGUUCGAUGAGCGAAGACAAGACAGAUUCGGAAUUGAUUCAAGAGAGCUACAGCAACCCGAAAACGCGAUACAAUCGAGGACGACGAGCGGGGAUAUGCAGUCCAUCGUUGUCAGAUCGCACAUCACUCGAUAGCAUUGCAUCACCGGUAGGAAAACGUCCCGAAUACAAAAGCAGUGUCCCACCGCCACCUGGAGCUCUAUUCCUUCCAGGAUUUGGCACGACCUCAUCGCUUGCAUUCGUGAACAAAAAAAACCUCAACGAGAACACUGCCCGCAUCACACAUACCAAACCCAAUCCGGAAUAUUGGAAGCUUGCUUCUCAAGACACCCGAUUUAGAAAGCCUUAA
This is a messenger RNA of Cooperia oncophora, 570 nucleotides long. The record is from the annotation of a GenBank genome assembly. NCBI's taxonomy places the organism in Eukaryota, Metazoa, Nematoda, Chromadorea, Rhabditida, Trichostrongylidae.